Molecule: messenger RNA, 2569 nt
Organism: Hyla sarda
Lineage: Eukaryota; Metazoa; Chordata; Amphibia; Anura; Hylidae
Gene: CORO1C
Product: coronin 1C
Exons: 2
Coding region: 209-1495 (428 amino acids)
Biological process (GO): neural crest cell migration; actin filament organization
Molecular function (GO): actin filament binding
Source: RefSeq, a predicted model, not a curated record
CCUCCUCUUGGAGUUUCUUGAUCACAGUCAUGCAUGAACCUUGAAGGAAGCAAUCCUUUUAAUAGCCAAGUAUCAGAGAUCAGUUCUACUUGUCUUCCUUGGCUCCUCAGCACAGGCAUGAAUAAGUAACCAGCAGCAUAGAGUAACUUCUUCAUGGAAAAGAACAGAUAGGUGUUCUCUGUAAUAAGAGAAGUAUCCAGUCUACAGCAUGGAUCCGAUUCAUCCUCUAUCAGCUGAUAUUAGGAGCUGCAUGCAGGAGGUGGAUUACACAGGAGGGCACCCUUAUAGAGACACCAUCACAGAGCUGGAGAAGCACACUACUGGCACUGCCCAUCUGUACCCUGACUGUACCUUGGCUGAAGGGCAAGAAGAUCUAUAUAACCAGCACACAACUUCAGAAAAGUCUGAGCACCUUGCACAGGGUCUGGGUGAGGAUCAGAGGUUUGGAGGUGGAGUAAAGGUGCAAGGUGAGUCUGGGACUUGUCUCACAAAGGAGAGUUCCUUAGGAAUGUCAAGCAGAGAGUGUAUUCAGAGGAGAAAAUGGAAGCUAGAAGAAAGAAGCCUAAGUUGGGAUGUGCUAGACACCGGUGGCUUUGCAGGUGAGCUCCACCAGGACAAUGGAGGGGACAUGGUAGAAGUAAAGCUGGAGAAAGCAGAGGGCAGUCAGCCCAAACAGAUGAAUGUUAUUCUGUAUAAGAUGGAAGAGGAUCAGUCCAGACUGUGGAGUGAAGGGCACAACCUCUCCAGGGCACACACCGAGCAUGCCACCACUAAACCCAGCCCCUCUAUAGAAGGAGAUGACAGGAUGAGGAAGGUGAAGUUAUACCGGAGGGCACAGAGUGAGAACCUGGUCUCCUACCUGCAGGGCAGUAUCCGGGCACUCACCCGUUCUGCCUCAGAGAGCAGUGAUGGGCACAGACAGGUCACCAGGCUGUCACUGCAGAGAAUUGGGAAAUCGCACAGCACUGACCACUUACUGGAAGGUGUGGAGAAGAUGGUAAGUAGCGUCCAUGCUUUAAUGUGCUCCAGUAUUCAAGUCCAAGCCCAGGGGAUCUCCAAAAACAGCCAUGACAAGGGGAAGGAGCCUCUUGCGAGGAGCAGGGGGCCACCCAAGCGCAUAUACCAGCUGGAGGCAUCCUGUAAGGACAACCUCAGCGAUUCAGAGGAGGAGAGGACCCGAUAUACACGAGAGGAUCCUGGACUACAUGCAGCUGCGGAGGAGGGAACUUUAUGGAACAUAGGAGCUGCGCAAAAUGCAAAGCCCCCAGAAGACACUCCUCCCAGUCCCUGUACUGAGGUGGUUAAAGGGGUCUUCUCAGGAGAAACCGUACCCCAGGCUAGGAACUCUUCUGAGCCCAAGCAAGGUGACCCGGAGGAAGACAAGGUCCUCUCGGUAGCAGAUGCCCGGAGAGCCUUUGAGGCUUCAAGCACUUCCAAACGCAAAGCAGUAGCUUCUCACUCCAAGAGGGGGGGUGGGCUAUGUCGGCAGGACUGAAACUAUAUUGCGAUUGCUGCAUACAACAAAACCACUCCUGCCUACUGUGGCUGCAGGAUGUUGUGGCGACGUCAUGCCACUGUUAUUGACUACCACAUCCAGGAGGUUAAAUGGCUGUGAUGAGUUAUCUCCUGUCCCAGCUAUUGGAGGUGGGUGUUGGCUGUAUAACACUGCACCCAUCAUGUAUGGAGUGUGCUCCCCAGUCCACAUUGUGAUGUUCAUUCACAUAUGUUAUAUGUUGGGGAGGGAUUAAACAGAUAUUGUGAUUUGUGUAUUUGCUAUAAAGCUCUAUGGGUAGUGGUUCCAUCAUUUUUGCCAGGGGUUGUUUUCUUGAAAAUCUAUUCACCUAUUGUGAAUAAAAACCACAUGGUAUUUAGCACUUGGUGCUUUCUCAUUUGCUAUGGUUUUACCCACUUUUAUGUGGAAAAACCACAGCGUUAAAAACAUGAAAACAAUCAUCCUUUUUUAUGUUGUGUGAUCACAUGUGCUGUCAUAUCACCACUGCAUGAAGAGUAGAAGGAGCCCACAAGUGAGCAUGUCCGGUAUAGUGGGGACAAUUGUAGUGUCAGUAAAGCCAGGUAUAGUACACUCAUAUAUUCAUGUUACUCAAACUAUUCAAGAUUGUGACCUAGACAGUGGCCCUAAUAUGUCAGAUAAAUAUAGCAGAAUGUAGAAUUCCUGGCUGAAAGGGUUUUUUAUUGUAAUAAGCACCAGAGUCAGUAAAGAGUUAAACUUCUGUUGUACUCACCCUAGAGAGAAAGCAAUGUCAUGCUAUGAGCUAAACCUGGACAUAAAAGGGUAACGCUUUCCCUAUGUGGAUUCCAGAUUUUGUGUGGGUACUAAGAGCGGUUGUUACCGAAGAUGGUAAUCUCCCAAAGAGCGGUGUGCGACCUAUUUUUGGCCAUAUAAAUGUGUUUGAGUGUUAAUCUCCCAGUAUGUAAAACAAACCGCUGGUUCUCUUUGUUGGUCUUUCUAAAAGCCUUGUGGUGCGGGCGAAUAAUAUAGCUGGGUGUAGCCAGUUCCUCAAGCCUGUAGAUGUGUUGUAGAAAUCCAAAAACUAGGAAUGCUUACCAG